ACGUUGCACUAAGUGGACUGUCCACCAUGCAUCGUAGUAGUGGUCUUCAUAGUAGGACUGCUACUGCGUGCAACUAUAAAUCCCUCAUCGAAAUGCUCUGGUUGGAGUCAAUCAUGAGGAUCAGCAGCAUCAGAUUUCCACAACAAAGAUGGUCCUUUAUUCCAGUCUGAUCCAGAGUCUGCCACUGCUGGCAGUCGCAGCUCUGGCCGUGGACUAUCCCACUCUCCCUGGUGACCUGACUACUCCCUACCAGCAGCGCCUGGCCAUCAUGGGGCCAACUUCGGUCUCCAUUGGUUGGAACACCUAUGAAAAGCUCAGCUCGAGCUGUGUGGAGUACGGCACCUCGAGCAGCGACUUGAGCAAGCGAGCCUGCUCGACCAAGUCAACUACAUACUCUACCUCGCGGACUUACUCCAACGCGGUGACCCUGACCGGUCUCACUCCUGCCACUACCUACUACUACAAGAUUGUCUCGGGCAAUUCCAGCGUUGAGCAAUUCUUGAGUCCUCGAACCCCGGGCGACAAGACCCCCUUCAACUUCGACGUCGUGAUUGACCUGGGGGUGUACGGAGCUGAUGGCUUCACAAUCUCGAGUGACUCCUCCACCAGCAAACGCGAGACCCCUUACGUGGAGCCCGACCUCGACCACACCACCAUUGGGCGACUGGCCGACACCUUCGACGACUACGAGCUCAUCAUCCACCCCGGUGACUUUGCCUAUGCGGAUGACUGGUUUCUCAAAUUGAAAAACCUCCUCGAGGGUAAGGAUGCUUAUCAAGCCAUCCUCGAGAGGUUCUACGACCAGCUGGCCCCGAUCGCUGCUGGCAAGCCCUACAUGGUCAGCCCCGGGAAUCACGAAGCCGACUGCAACGAGCUGUCGGUACUCAGCAAUCUUUGCCCAGAGGGUCAACGUAACUUCACCGACUUUAUGCACCGAUUCGACGAGACGAUGCCGCAGGCGUUCGCUUCGUCUUCCACCAACACUACGGCGCAGACCCUGGCCGCCACGGCGCGCACGCUCUCCAACCCUCCGUUCUGGUACUCGUUCGAGUACGGCAUGGUGCACUUCACUAUGAUCGACACAGAGACCGACUUUACGCAUGCACCGGACGGGCCCGAUGGGUCUGCCAAGCUGGAUGGCGGGCCUUUCGGACAGCCUCAGCAGCAGUUGAAGUUCUUGGAAGCGGACCUGGCCAGCGUCGACCGCAGCGUCACUCCGUGGGUGAUUGUCGCGGGUCACCGACCGUGGUAUUCGACCGGGGGCUCGGGCAACAUCUGCAACGUGUGCCAGGACGCCUUCGAGGAUCUGCUGUACAAGUAUGGCGUUGAUCUGGGGGUGUUUGGCCACGUCCACAACUCGCAGCGGUUCCAACCUAUCUACGACGGAAAGGUUGAUGCCAAGGGUCUGAACGAUCCUGCUGCGCCGAUGUACAUCGUGGCCGGUGGUGCAGGCAAUAUCGAGGGGUUGAGCUCGGUCGGCUCCAAGCCGUCGUACACGGCCUUUGCCUAUGCCGAUGACUACAGUUACAGUACCAUCCGGGUGCUGAACGAGACCCAUCUCCAGGUGGAUUUCAUUCGGUCGGAAACGGGGGCCGUGUUGGAUUCGAGUGUGCUGUACAAGAGUCAUACUGAGCAAUUUGUGGUGCAGUAGUUUAUGGAUGUUGGUGGAUGGAGAGAGGGAAAGAGUAUUGCAGUUGGCUAACUCGCUGAACAUAGUAUAAACGUGACAGUUGGAAU
Molecule: messenger RNA, 1737 nt
Organism: Aspergillus homomorphus CBS 101889
Lineage: Eukaryota; Fungi; Ascomycota; Eurotiomycetes; Eurotiales; Aspergillaceae
Product: purple acid phosphatase family protein
Exons: 2
Coding region: 149-1651 (500 amino acids)
Molecular function (GO): metal ion binding; acid phosphatase activity
Source: RefSeq, a predicted model, not a curated record